GGAGGAAGCUCGCUCACAGCACAGCACAGACCGACUGCUGCCCAGCCUAGCCGGGUAGAGUGAGCGAGGUGUGGAACGAAAGAUGGUGGAAUUGCAGGGAAUGGAACGGACCGCAAGCUUCCAGGAACACCGAUAUUGAAGAACCUGAGUUUGGAGCUGGUGUGUUCUAACGCGGCCAUGUAUGCCCUUUUCUGUCUAAGGAGCCAGUGACCUACACUGACACGAGCCACAAGGCCACUGAGAUCCACGGAACCAUAGGGUCCAACCCCAACUCCGCCCCCCUGACCUCUGCCCUGAGAAGCCACCUCACCACCCUCCACACCUAUAGAUGGUUCUAGAAGAAGCCCUUCCACUGAGCUGUGUUUUUCCCAGACGGCAGGCGAUGCAUUCCGCCUAGACUCUUUCCCCGACCAAACCGAGGCAGCCAUGAACCCCGAGGAGGUGGAGCAUGGCCAGGAGCUGAUCGAGCCCGUAGAAGCCGACCUGCCCCCUCCUCAACGCCGUCGCCACGACAACCGCACCGCCACCAACAACGGUCGACCACGGCAGCCUAGCAACCACAGUAGUGAAAACAACAACCACGCUGCUCCCCGCUACAGGAGAUAUAAUGACGCUCCUGGCGCAGGUGGCAGCAGGGUCAGAGGGGCCCCACAAUGCAGGUCAACAGAGGAGCCAGAGGCGGAACUGCACCUGGGGGCCCAGUCCCCUCCCCAACCCCAGCAGCAGCAGGCCCAGGGUCAGUCACAGCCCAUCCUGCGUCCUGCAGUGACACGUUACCGCAGACAGGGGGACAGCGAGGCCAGGCUCAGAGCACAGCAGCAGAGACACAUACAGAGACAGCAGAGAGAGGCUGAGAGGGUACACCAACAACAACAACAACCUCUGCCAACCCCACAGCCUGUUCACUCUCUACCCCCAGAACGAGAAGAGCCGGAGGAGGAUGAGGAGGAGAGAGGGAGGUAUACAGAGAGGGAGACAGAGGGGGAUAACUUUGCGUUAGCCCGUUCUGCCAGCACGGAGAGCGCUUUCCACACACACACAGACCGGGCGGAGGGCGACUGCGUCAUGGCCCUAGAUCUUGAGGCAGAGGACGAGGGCGGUACUUACGAGGUGAUGCUUCGCCCAGAGGCGGAGGGAUACACAGAGAGCGCUGAGUCAGAGCAGCACCAUCCCCACCCUCAGCCCAACCUGAACCUCAACUACCCCCCUCAGCCCCCUCCCUUACCCCGGGAACCCCUACCAGACGUUGGGAGACCCCCCAGUCAGGAGGAGGCAGAGGAAACCUUGAACCCUGGGGGUGGUUACUCUAACUACGUCUACACCCAACCUCUCAACCUCCAUGGGGGAGGGGCCAGGGUGCCGGGGGGACGGGACAGCAGCGUCGAGGAAGGGAUGGAGCCUAAAGACGAGGCAUAUUCUGAAGCCUACCACUACUCCCUGACAGAACAUGUGUAUGAGGAGAUCAACGACGCGCCCUCUGCUGCUGCUGCUGAGGGGGCGGGGCCUACAAAUGCCAACGAGAACCUCCAGCAGAGAAAGGCGGGGUUCCGUCUGUUUGAGGGGAGGGACGGGGGCGGGGACUACUGGCAGCAGGAGGCAGUGGGGUCGAGGCUGCACCACUACGACGAGCGCUCGGACGGCGAGUCAGACAGCCCUGAGAAGGAGGCGGAGUUUGCUCCGUACCCGCGGGCAGACAGCUGCGACCAGGACGGUGAAGAGGACAUCAACAUGAUCGUCAGAGAGAGUGCCAGCUCUCAGAGUCUGGAGAGAGCUGCUGCUGGGUUGGGGGAGGGAGGGGACAAAGAAGACAUGAUGAAAGGAGGAGAGGAAGAGGGAGACUCUUACAACUCCCAAUCCGACGCCCCCACAGACUCCAAACAUCCCAAGGGAGAGAUGGAGAUUGAGGGGGAUGAGAGAGAAGGAGAGAACGUUCCAGCCCCAGCAGACAGUCCCUCUGAGGACUCGUCUGGGGUUCGUAACAGUCGUGAGAAAAGAGACGCCAUCACCCUGGCCAUAAAGGACAUCAAGGAGGCCAUAGAGGAGGUGAAGACCAGGACGGUGAGGUCACCCUACACCCCUGAUGAGCCUAAAGAACCCAUCUGGGUGAUGAGACAGGACCUGAGUCCCACCGCUGAGUGUUGUGACCUGCAGCCCUCACUAGGGGGCGACUCUCCAGGUUCAGACUCUCAGGCCUCUCCUCAGGGGGCGGAGUCUUCAAUCCGGACACCCAUGCUUGAAGGGAGUGAAAGCUUCGAGUCUCCACCGCUUUCCACUAAAGAGUCCAGGAGAAGCCUGGCCUCCUUUCCUACCUAUGUAGAAGUCCCAGGUCCAUGUGACCCAGAGGACCUGAUCGAUGGGAUCAUCUUUGCUGCUAACUACUUGGGCUCCACCCAGUUACUGUCUGACAAGACCCCCUCCAAGAACGUCCGCAUGAUGCAGGCCCAGGAGGCUGUCAGCCGCAUCAAGACGGCCCAGAAAUUAGCCAAAAACAAGAAGAAGGCUCCAGAAGGUGAGGCCCAGCCCAUGACGGAGGUGGACCUCUUCAUCUCCACCCAGAGGAUUAAAGUCCUCAACGCUGACUCACAGGAGACUAUGAUGGACCACACUCUGAGGACCAUCUCCUACAUCGCUGACAUCGGCAACAUUGUGGUUCUGAUGGCAAGGCGCCGUAUGCCCCGCCCAGACUCCAUGGACAGCGUGGAGGCGUCAGACCCCGCCGAGGACGAGAAACAAAGGCAGUACAAGAUGAUCUGCCACGUCUUUGAGUCCGAGGACGCCCAGCUGAUUGCUCAGUCUAUAGGCCAGGCCUUCAGUGUGGCGUACCAGGAGUUCUUGCGGGCUAACGGCAUCAACCCAGAGGACCUGAGUCAGAAGGAGUACAGUGACCUGCUCAACACUCAGGACAUGUACAACGAUGACCUCAUACACUUCUCCAAGUCUGAGAACUGCAAAGACAUUUACAUCGAGAAGCAGAAAGGUGAGAUUCUGGGCGUGGUCAUUGUGGAGAGUGGGUGGGGCUCCAUCCUGCCCACAGUCAUUAUCGCCAACAUGAUGCAUGCUGGUCCGUCGGAGAAGUCAGGCCGUCUUAAUAUCGGAGACCAGAUUAUGUCUAUCAACGGGACCAGUCUGGUGGGGCUACCCCUGUCCACCUGCCAGACCAUUAUUAAGGGUCUGAAGAACCAGUCUCGUAUCAAGCUGAACAUCGUCAGGUGUCCUCCUGUUACCACUGUGCUCAUCAGACGACCUGACCUCAGAUACCAGCUGGGCUUCAGCGUACAGAAUGGCAUUAUCUGCAGCCUUAUGCGAGGGGGCAUCGCUGAGAGGGGAGGGGUCAGGGUCGGCCACCGCAUCAUCGAGAUCAAUGGCCAGAGCGUGGUGGCCACGCCCCACGAGAAGAUCGUCCACAUCCUGUCCAACGCCGUGGGAGAGAUCCACAUGAAGACGAUGCCAGCUGCCAUGUACCGCCUGCUAACUGCCCAGGAGCAACCUGUUUACAUCUAGUGAUGACCUCCCUCUCCUACCCGACAUCCGACCUCACUCCCUGAUGACGUCACCCCUGAUCCCCAGCAUCACUGCACCCUCUAUGUGUGAGCAACUCCUCCCCCUCCCUCAAACCCCAGAUCACCACUGGAGACUGAAGCUUCUUAAUCCUUACAAACGGACGUAUCACAUGCUCUGGAUUACUAUUUUAUCCAAUAUGAUUGUUUUGCUGUGGAGAGUAUAGUUUGGCUGAAAAAGACAGCUUGUUCCAGCCCCUCCCAUACUGAGGGUUGCUUCCUGAACUUCCCACUGACCUUCCCUUCAUUCCCAUGUUUCUUUCUCUCCCUCUCUCUGUUUCUCUCUCUCUAUCCCUCUCCCUCUCACUUUCUAUCGGUCUCCCUCCCUUCUCUAUCCGUCUCUCUCUCUCACCGGCUGCACUCGUCUGAUGUAAUGUUGAAUACUUCUGUGUUCUCCCACAACACAAACAAAAAGAGAGGGAGUGUGAAACUUGCUGAUAAACAAGUGUUACUACUCUGAACAACAAACUCCUAUCACUCCUCGUCAUAACAUGCCAUGCCUUCCGUCUAACGUUAAUGAAUGUCCAAGCAGGGAGGACUUUUCCCGACUCUGGAAGUCCACCAGGAAAGAUAAAGAAAACCAAACGUUCCCAUCCCACUUUUUUUUUUUUUUUUUUAAGGCUGAGCAUUCCAAGUUUCUCCACGCCCAUCUGUUUUAGUCAGGCCUCAUCAAGGGAAGGCUACACUACAUAGACCAAAUUAUUUAAAACCUUCCAAAGGAAUUCACAUUCCCUUCUGAAAUAACACGCAGUCCAGGAAAAACAGUUCUACAAGGCUAGAGGACAGCUUUGUAAGACAGUGUUUAGACAGAAGCCAGCCCUGAAAUGGGAGCUUUUGAAAGUAAAAAUGUAAUUCUAUCUAUUGCCAGGACAACAAAAUAACACGGUCUAGUUCUCACAUGGAAUUAGCAUUGAUAGCAAAACGCUCUCCAUCCUCAUCUUUCCCUUCAGCAUCCUCUUGAACUGAAAACUAUGAUUAGGUGACAACAGAACUCACAACCACUAUUACGGAAGGAAAAAAAACAAACACUUGCUAAUAUUUUUUCAAAAUCGGUUAGGCUAAUCACAUACUAUUUCAUCAAAACACCAUAUGUCUUAAGGGUUUACAGUCACUCUGAGACCAGAGCUUAAAGUAAAUGCCCAGUGUUUCCAGAUUUCUAUGAAAUAUGACCAAUAAUUACAAUAUGAGUGAAAUGGUUUUCGUUUUAAAAUUGGUAUGUUAAAAAGUAGCUUUUCUGUGUUGGAUUGGUGUGGGCGUACCCCAAAAACAGAAUAGUGUGGCCGUAUACCGGUCAUUAAAAAUAUUCACGCAAGUAGACUGCUGAUUGACCAGUUCAGCCUCCUCUAGACAGCUGAUUGGCCAGCUCAUCCUCCUCAGGGAGAUAUGUCUAUGAGAAAAUAGUUUGUUUGAGAUACAAGUUUGAGGUGGGGUUUUUGAAGUGUUUUUGUCUACAAUUUAUGCUUUGGUCACAUAGUCAACAACAUUCUUUGGAUAUGAGUUAACAGCAUAUUAACUUUUAAAGUGAGAUUUUAACUGGGUGGUUACUUUAAGCCAUACGUUACAUUUCACAUAGGUUGUAUCCCAAAUGGCACCCUAUUCCCUAUAGUGCACUACUUUUAAGCAGGGCCCAUAGGGCAUGGGUCGAAAGUAGUGCACUAUGUAGGGGAAAGGGUGCCAUUUGGGACGCCACCACAAAGGUUCUGUACUGUAGGCUCUGGUGGUGGAAUACAGUAGACGCUAAAACUGUUCAGAUCCAUCUUAGGCUGAGGAGAGAUAGCAGAGAUCAACCAGAUGUGUAUAGAAUACCUCAGACUUUGGCACCAAACUGAAGUUCAGGAUUGAAUUUUUUUUUUUGCGAUCAGGACAGUUGGAUUAGAUUGUGUUACAGUACAACCUUAAAAACAACCUGCAAUGAAAUGAUUUUAUAUUUUCAUUACCAAGGAUUUUACAUUCCUCUGUCUUAUUUAAUAUUUAAAAAAAUGUCUUGAAUAUAAUCUGCAAUAUUUAUGCCAGAGUAUACUGUAAUUCUGUUUAUAGGUCAUAAUAUUGCAUUUGGAUCUCAAUCUUUAUACUUGAAGGAUGCUUAUCAUAGUACAAGAAAUGGGUCAUUAGUUUAUUUAAAAAACAUGAUUUAUUAUUUUAUUUUUUGAUUUUAUUUUGUUAUCUCGCUAAUGUGAUGAAAUGAAAGUACUUUGAGUCAACAUAUAUCAUCUCCCUGGUGUACAUGAUUCACAAGUCCUCAAAUGUAUCUCUGUUGAAGUGGAUAGAAGUUCCCCUCCUGUUUAUGUUGGGCACUGCUGCCUUUCUGACUAGAAGUGAUUAAUGAGGCUACAGUGUUUUGAGACUAGGAGCUCGAUUCAAUCCUUAUCGGCGAAUAGCAACUUGACAUUUAAAGGUCAUUUCUGAUUUAGCCAACAUAUGCAGCAUUUACCGUGAAUUCAGUCUCCGCGAACGCAGGAAUAGUGCCUUUACAUUUCAAUCGCGCUAUAGCGCCAAACUUCGGCGAUACGGAUUGAAUCAAGCCCUAGUAACUAAGGCAAGAUGCGACGACUUACCACUGGUAAUGAACACGUCAACCACAAUGGAAGCAUUAUUAUGUAGUAGUAAAUUGAUGAGCAGAUGCUCUGAUUAUGGCCUUGCUGUAGGAGUGUCAGCUAAUGCAGAUGAUGGAUUGAUCAUGGGAAGGAAUGACUAAUGGUGACGUUAUGAUUCCUCCUCUAUAACCACAUAUCCUCCCUUUCAUUGAUCUGUCUGGCCUGCCGUAUACAUUUCAUAACCUAUUUUCUUCACAAUGAGAAAUAAGACUCUUCUCACUCUAGCUCUACUCUGGGUCUGUAGCUUACUUAAGAAUCAGACCUAGUUAUUUUAGAAUGUUUUAAAAUGUAAUUCUGAAAUGUCUAGAACUCUAGACAAUAAAAAAAAAAAAAUGAAUUCCAGGAAGCUUCCACCUUGUUUAACGUGAAUGAGCUUUGACCUCCUGCCCAGACAUCCUCUCCCUCACUUCGUGUCUCCCGUGUCACUUCCCGCUUGAGACACGCCCCCUCUGGAUUGGUGUUUACAAACUGUCAUGGGACAGUUUCCGGGUUUCGGAGUGGACACACAUUAUGACGUGUGUCAUAAUAACACCUCUGUAGGAGGGACACAUUCUGUUGCGACACCUCUGCUACACUGACUUGUGGAGGGGACACACAUUAUGACGCUACACCUCUUGCAAAGUGCUGUUGGAGCACCCUGCCACCUGAGCUUGUGUGCCAAACGUUGACCCUUCCCCUCUGCCCUACUCUCCCCUCUAAACCAUUGAUUGUUCCAAAUGUCUAUUCUAUCUCCUCCCUAAAUCAAAUUUUGGCCUUAUUUAUUACUGUACUUAUGACAUUGAACUACUAAAUGAUACUGAAAAAGUUGUUCCUGUACGGUUGACCACAUGAUGUUCUAGCAUGGUUUAUCUAUGGAGUCACCGGUCGGUCGGUAAUAUGCUGUAUCAUUCCUGCUUCUAGUGUGUGUGGUGUGUAAUGACAACUUCUUUACUCCAUGUUAAACCAAAACCAGCUGGACUACAUAAUAUAUACAUAAAUAUAUAUAAAGGUAUAUAUACUUCUAAUGGUUAUUUGUGUGUUUGGAUUGACCAUAUAAGCAAGCUUCAAUGAAUAACAAGUAACGUGAAAAGAGAAUUCAGACUGAUGGCAAGGGCCCUUAACGUGACUCUGAAAGAAGUGGUUUCAUAUGAACUAGAGAUGGAGUUGAUUGUGUGAAAAUACAUAACUGUACAUAUUUGACUAGCGCACAAGGUCACAAACACAGGGGCGUAUUGCUAUAGACCUCCCCCGCAAGAAAGUUGUACUUUGUAAAGAGAUGGGGAGCAAACAUGCACUUGAGUAGAUGGUGACUGAGAGGUGGGAUAGCUAGUGUUUAUAAUGCACUGUCUUGAAUGUAAUUAAUCUAAAAAAAAAACACUUUCUGUAAGGCUAUGGCAAUGUUUAUUUAUUUGCUAGCUUUUCUGUGAUGUUACAGUUAUUGAACUACAUUACCUUACCAGAACUGGAAUGUUUGUAACGGUAUUUACAACAAUAAACUACUUGCAAAAGGACAGAA
Messenger RNA from Salvelinus fontinalis (brook trout), 7646 nucleotides. RefSeq names its product amyloid-beta A4 precursor protein-binding family A member 1-like. The record is from RefSeq and is a predicted model, not a curated record. Lineage: Eukaryota; Metazoa; Chordata; Actinopteri; Salmoniformes; Salmonidae. Gene Ontology annotation, biological process: chemical synaptic transmission. Gene Ontology annotation, cellular component: cytoplasm; dendritic spine; plasma membrane. The coding region runs from base 427 to 3501 and encodes 1024 amino acids. Gene Ontology annotation, molecular function: protein binding; amyloid-beta binding. The transcript has 14 exons.